Trypanosoma theileri is the source of this 2001-nucleotide messenger RNA. Its product is annotated as pseudouridylate synthase I. Gene Ontology annotation, biological process: mRNA pseudouridine synthesis; tRNA pseudouridine synthesis. The record is from RefSeq and is a predicted model, not a curated record. The coding region runs from base 1 to 2001 and encodes 666 amino acids. The transcript has a single exon. Gene Ontology annotation, molecular function: pseudouridine synthase activity; RNA binding. Gene Ontology annotation, cellular component: nucleus; cytoplasm. Lineage: Eukaryota; Euglenozoa; Kinetoplastea; Trypanosomatida; Trypanosomatidae.
AUGGCUCGACGUAAGGUUUAUGAGGGUCGCCGGAUAUGUGUACGCAAGGCUCCGAGAGAUCACACCCUCAUUGGUCUUUGUGUGAUGUACUGCGGCACUGGCUACCGCGGGCUGCAGCUGCAAACACACGGACCCACACAUCACACCGUCGAAGGGGUUGUCGUGCAGGCACUGAAAGAUAUUGGCAUUAUUGAUGCCCUCGAGCGUGGACGAGUGAUGGGGGAUGCACAUCACUUUGCACGUUCCUGCCGUACCGAUAGAGGUGUUCACGCUGUGCGAAAUAUCAUCUCUCUUUUUGUAUCAACAGAAAAGCUGGAGGCGUUAGGAGGAUGUGAAGAAUUGGCGGAUAAAAUAAAUGCUGUGCUGCCAUUAACGGUGCGUGUGGCUCGGGUUUCACCUCUUAUGGGGAAUUUUAUCCCUCGUUUUUGUUGUAAUCGACGUGUCUAUCGCUAUUUAAUUCCAGCCUACGCAUUACUGCUGCCUUGUGAUACCUGGAAGACUUUAUAUGAAAAGUUCCCACAAGCCGCAGACUCCCUUCGUCGCCGUGCGGAGAAUUCUUCCACUUUUGAUCUUCACUUGGAUGAUACAGAAACAUGGAUGGCGACUCUUGCAGCUUCUGUAACACGUGGAAAUGAACUUUUACAAAAGUAUGUGGUUGGUACCCAUCGUUUUCAUAAUUUUUCUGUUGAGAUGUUUCAAAGAGGAGGAGCUGUGAUGAAUCGAAAGGCUAUUUUACCCAAUAGUAAUGAGGCUGUACGUACUGUAUCUCGUUGUGAAAUUGCCCCUCGUGUGUUUUUACUUCCACAAAAUGUAAUGGGUCCAACCAUGAUGGAGUAUCAAGAUGGAUUAAAGAUUAUUUCUGAAACAGAGAAAGUAUCGGAUACCACCACGACAAGUGAUAUUAUGCAUAGUAAUGGUAAUACUAUAGAUGGAGUGAUGGAUCAUCAAAUUACAGAGUGUUAUGGUUUACCUAGUGAUGUUCCACUUCCUUUUGUAGUAUUUCAGAUAGAAGGGAAUUCGUUUCUUUUUAAUAUGAUACGCAAAAUAGUUGGAAUGACAUUAGCAGUUCUUCGGGGGGCUAGAGAAACAUUAUUUGAAGAGUCCCUUUCACCUGAACGUCGUCUUUCAUGCCCACUUGCCCCUGGACCCUAUUUAUAUCUCUAUCUUUCCUCCUAUCAAUUGUAUGAUCGUGUCGUACGUAAUAGUAGUUCUCUUCGUUUUCAUGCACUAGAGGAUGAGUGGAGUGGUAUUGUAUCGGAGAAAGCCUCUCAGUUUGCUACUACUGCCGUCGCUGCAGACAUUGUAGAUCUUGAUCUUAACCGUACACCAUCUGCAGAUACUCUUCUCGCCGCACGUGAUAAGGCACGUCGUAUCACACGGCCAUCGUGGGAGACGGAAGAUUCGCAUCUCAACACACUGAAGGAAUAUCACCCCGUCACUGCUGGACGACAUCCGGUCUGUUCGGAGAUGACUGCCUUCUUGCGUUCUCUGCGUGUGCAUAACUGGUCUGUCGAAACUGUCAAGAAGACUAUUGGUAAGGAGAAAAGUGCAACUUUAGAGAAGGUAGAAAAGGAAGAAGAAGAAGGAAAGAAUAAUAAUAAUGAUAAUGAGGGUAACAAGGAAGGAAAGGAAAUGAAAAAUGUAGGCGAGACUGUGGGAGAAGGAGACGGUGAUAAUAAUAAUGAUAAUGAUGAUGAUAAUAAUACGUUGAAGCUUAAGAAAUCACGUCUUGAAACAGGUGAGGCCAUAUCUUGUAAAGAUAGCAGCGUUAUAGAUGUUCAACAAGAAUCGAAUAAUAACAAAAUUAACGAUAAGGAUGAGAAGAAUGAUGAUAUCGACGAUGGGUGGCUCUACGUUGCCCCAACAGAGGAAGAAGAAAAGAGUAAACGUCGUGAUUAUCUACAGAACCGCGAGAGGCGGUCUCGUGCGUGGGAAUAUAAAAUCAAUAAUACAAAUUCGAAAUCAGAAGAUUGGAAUAAUGAUGAUGGUGGUAGCGAGUAA